AUGGCAGAACCUUAUGGGAAACCAACAGUUCUCAGUGUUCCAGAAGCCAAUGGUGCGAUUGGUGCUCCUAUUCCCCCACGGGCUUUUGCAAAUGGUCCUAUGCCUCCAGCUCCUGUUCCAGCAAUUCACCCGUCACCUAUGCAGCCUAAUGUCUACCCACCAAUGUAUAUACCUGCAGCACAAGCUUGGCAGGGACAGUCUAUGCAACCAGCUGCAGGUGGUAUUCCGCAGCAGCAAAUGCAAUUCAGAGGAAUGCCCCCUCCGCCGUUAGCUCCAUCCUUAAAUAACUCCCCUCUACCACCAGCUUCAAUGGGUGGUAAUGUUUGGCCUCCACCACCACUUCCUCAGCACUUUAAUGACGGUCACCAUGCUAUGCCACAUAUGUCGAUGCAGCCACCUCCUCCACCUCCUGCACCAGGUUGA
This is a messenger RNA of Solanum lycopersicum (tomato), 423 nucleotides long. RefSeq lists its product as uncharacterized. The record is from RefSeq and is a predicted model, not a curated record. NCBI's taxonomy places the organism in Eukaryota, Viridiplantae, Streptophyta, Magnoliopsida, Solanales, Solanaceae.